AUGUCUGAAUUGAAAAUUGAUCAUGGCUCUAUGGCCGGGAUUGCCAACUCCGGUCCAAUCUCUAUCUUAUCUUACUGUUGUUCAUCUAUCUUAAUGACUGUUACAAACAAAUUCGUUGUCAAUUUGGAAAAUUUCAACAUGAAUUUUGUUAUGCUAUUUGUUCAAUCUUUAGUUUGUUGUUUGACUUUAGUCGUUUUGAAAGUGUUAGGUUACGCAAAAUUCCGUUCUUUAAAUAAAACUGACGCUAAAAAUUGGUUCCCAAUCUCUGUAUUAUUGGUUUUAAUGAUUUAUACCUCUUCAAAGGCUUUACAAUUCUUAGCUGUUCCAAUUUAUACCAUUUUCAAGAAUUUAACCAUUAUUCUAAUUGCUUAUGGUGAAGUGCUAUUCUUUGGUGGUUCUGUUUCCUCUAUGGAAUUAUCAGCAUUCUUACUAAUGGUUUUAUCUUCUAUCGUUGCCACUUGGGGUGAUCAACAAGCUUUAGCUUCAAAGGCUGCUUCCCAAACUAUUGGUGAAGCUAAUGCAUCUGUGUUUUUAAACCCAGGUUAUUUCUGGAUGUUUACUAACUGUAUCUCAUCUGCAUUAUUUGUCUUGAUUAUGAGAAAGAGAAUUAAGUUAACCAAUUUCAAAGAUUUCGAUACUAUGUUCUACAAUAACAUUUUAGGUCUUCCAAUUCUAUUAGUUGCAUCUUUCUGUUUUGAAGAUUGGUCCUCUGCUAAUCUAGCUGUUAACUUAUCUAAUGAUUCCUUAACCGCUAUGAUUAUUUCAGGUAUGGCUUCUGUUGGUAUUUCUUAUUGUUCAGGUUGGUGUGUUCGUGUCACUUCAUCCACUACUUACUCUAUGGUUGGUGCUUUGAACAAAUUACCAAUUGCUUUAUCUGGUUUAAUAUUCUUUGAUGCUCCAAGAAACUUCUUAUCUAUCUUAUCUAUCUUCAUUGGUUUCUUAUCUGGUAUCGUUUAUGCUGUUGCUAAACAAAGAAAACAAAUCGAACAUAAAGUUCGUAACUAG
Molecule: messenger RNA, 1005 nt
Organism: Maudiozyma saulgeensis
Lineage: Eukaryota; Fungi; Ascomycota; Saccharomycetes; Saccharomycetales; Saccharomycetaceae
Source: the annotation of a GenBank genome assembly